AAAAUUAAUCUUAAAACAAAAAAAAAAAAAAAAAUUUGUAUUCAAACAAAAUUUUACGCUUCGGUCAACGCGGUUGCAGCUCUCGGGCGCUGGAGUCACAGUCUCUGACGCUGGCGUCCGUUUAGUCCUCGCGCCGUGUGUGAUAUAACAAGAGCCGUAAAGGAGCGACUGCCACGAGCGAUUGCCUUCAUCUUCUCCUCCUCCCACGUCAGCAGUCUGUAGAUGCUCUAGGUGCUCUAGGUGCUCAUGGAGCAGUGAGAACGUGGACAUCAGGUCGCCUCUAGACAGCAGCAGGAGCAGCCGCAGCAGUAGCAUUUCUUGCAAACUAAGGCUUUGACAAUUGAAGGAGGUCGACUGCCACAUUUAAAUGAGGAAACAUGGGGAAUGGUAUGAACAAGGUCUUGCCGGGACUAUAUGUGGGCAAUUACCGCGACUCCAAAGAUUAUCAGCAGCUGGAGAAGUUCAAAAUCUCUCACAUUAUAGCCAUACAUGACAGUCCAAGGCGUCUGCUGCCGGACAAGCACUAUCUGUGCGUUAUGGCCUCGGAUACGCCGGAUCAGAAUUUGUCGCAAUACUUUUCCGUGUGCAACGACUUCAUUCACGCAGCCCGGCUGCGCGAGGGCAACGUGCUGAUCCACUGUCUGGCUGGGAUGUCCCGCUCGGUGACCGUCGCCGUGGCCUAUAUUAUGACGGCUACGCAUCUGAACUGGAAGGAGGCGUUGAAGGUGGUGCGCGCUGGUCGCGCAGUGGCCAAUCCCAACACGGGCUUUCAAAACCAGCUGCUGGAGUUCGAGCAAUAUAAACUGGCCGAUGAGCGUCGGCGGCUGAGAGAGCGUUUCCCGUCGUCGGCGCUGGAGCAGCUUGAUCGGAUCAAGUGUGGACUAGCGCUGGAUAGCUAUCAGGAGCUGUUGCAGAAUAGAGACAUAUGCGAGGGGAAUUGCUCUCGCGGCGAAAAGUGUCCCACAGGCGUCUGCAACAUGGACCCCACCAAAGGACUGUUCCGACGUCGGCCGUCGACCGCCUCCACCACACAGUCCAGGACACGCGCCCAGUCCUCCAAUGCCAACACGCACUCAUCCUCAAGUACUUUAGGCGUCAGCAGCGCUGCCGCAGGCGUUGUUGCUGCUGCCCAGUCCUGCCCUACAUCGCCCAAGAACUCGCCUCUACAGCGCCGUUCGGUAGGUAACGAGCGUAUUCCCGAGGACGAGAUUGCCUACCAGCAGCAAGCCUCGACUCUGGCCCCCACUACCUCCAGCGAGGCAGCAGAGUAUGCGGCAGCCAUCGAGGAUGCACGCAGGGAACAGCGCCAGCAGCAGCAACAGCUUCAACUGCAACGCUCUUCCUCACGCUACAGCUACAAGUCUGGCGGCAGAGUUAACUCUAUGAGUGGAACGGGCCAGGGCAGCACAGCUGUAAGCCAGAAGGAGGCGCCAGCCGCGGACAACGUGGGGAAUGGAGCCGCACAGCUGCAGCGCAGCGCCAGCACCGUAAGCGGUUUCGGCGUGCGACCCCGCAGCAGUCCGGCGGGCCUACACGCCUAUACGGGUUCGGUGCCCUCAUCUGUCCACGGAUCGCGGGUCGAUCUGCGCGAGAUUGACAAGGGAUCGGCCAUCUACUUGGGCUGCUCGGCACCGCGUGCCUCAACUUUGUCGAUCACAUCGUCGCGUGGCUCGUCGGGCGGUUCGGCGCCGCCUACACCAUGCCACACACCUCCUUCCAGCCCACGGCACGGUAUCAGAAGAUCGACCAGCCUGGCGAAAAAGCCCAGAUGAAGUUCUGACCGCAUCGCAAUCGAGUCGACGACUAUUUUUAUACAGCAGGACAAGCACAAGCCUCUGGAAUGUGUCUGUGCCCUAUACACCUUCAUCGAUUGGAACACUUUGGAUGGCUUAACUUG
Molecule: messenger RNA, 1897 nt
Organism: Drosophila montana
Lineage: Eukaryota; Metazoa; Arthropoda; Insecta; Diptera; Drosophilidae
Exons: 7
Coding region: 378-1772 (464 amino acids)
Biological process (GO): signal transduction; protein dephosphorylation
Cellular component (GO): cytosol
Molecular function (GO): protein tyrosine phosphatase activity; protein tyrosine/serine/threonine phosphatase activity
Source: RefSeq, a predicted model, not a curated record